AUGCUCAAGGUCGUGCUAUUUGCUUCCAUCUAUUUAAUGGCUCGAGCUUUUGUUCGUGGUAAUGACGUGGACGAUGUCCAAGUACAAUUAAUGUCGUUUAAUGUUCGUACAUCAUUGGCUUCGACCGAUGCUGGAUCCCUAUGCAGUAAUUGGAACGGCAUUCGCAAGGAGAAUGUCCUUAAUAAUAUUAAAACCGUGGCCGCUGAUUUUGUUGGGACACAAGAGACAUCGGAUGCUCAGAAAGCUUUCUUAGAUGCACAAUUAGCAGGAAUGUAUGCCGUGAUUGGAGAAAGCACAGGAUCUCUGAAUGGAAACGCGGCGGAAUGGAACGCAAUGUAUUACCGAUCCGAUACGUGGACACCGCUUACGAACGGUAUGUUCUGGCUUGGACCUGACCCAAAUACCAUGUCUGCUGGAUGGGGAAUGGCAUACUAUCGUACGUGUGUCUGGGGUCGUUUUCAGCAUAUUGUCACAAGAGCUACGAUUUGUGUCUUAAACACGCACUAUGAGACUCCAGGCAACGAUGAAGCACAGACACAUGGCUCAAACAUUAUACUUGAUCGUAUCAAAACCAACUGUGAUGCCACUGAUAAUUUGAUUGUCUUGAUGGGAGACUUUAAUGCGCUCAAGAGCUACUCGGCCAUGCAAAUCAUGUUCAACAACGACAUGGAAGAUCCAUCCGAUGAAGGCACAUUCUGCGGUGAUAUGUUGUCAGCAACUUGCUCUGUCAAGUAUGACUUUACACUGUUUCGUACUCAGAACCAAGACGCUUGCUACCUCAAGUCAGAGAUUUCGCGCAUUAGCUAUGACGGUUGCUACACGUCCGAUCAUGCAGGACUUAUUGGCAGCUUUUGUUUCCAGGGUUCUUGCUGUUCAAAUAGAUCGUCGUCAAGCUCCGGUUUGUAUGAAUCAUUCAUUGAGGAUGACAAUAGCGCAAACCAAACUGAUGUGAUCGGUAAGGUGCAAGCACCUGAUACUGAAACCAGCAAGGCAGCAACAAAACCCCCAAGUACCAACUCCUCUCCAGGCGCGAUCCAGACGAUUUCUACUUCUUCUUCAGAAGGCGGUGGUACCUUGGUCGCAGCUGCAAGUAUUAUGACGUUUCUUGCUCUUUGUAUCCUCGUGGCUCUUGUGGUCAUACAUCGGAAGAAAAAGCUCGAUGAGCAAGCUCGUUUGGAAAAGUUAUACGAGCCCAAUACAAGUGAAUACUUUGGAACAGCACGGGCAGUGUCCAAUGUGUCUGCAUUGUCUCCUUUUCCAAAAGGGGAUCAACCACGCGUGUCUAACUCGACUAUUCCCGAACUAGCAGUAAUAUCUGGCAAUACUCGUAUCUCAACAUCUUCUUCCGUCACGGCGUCUGACUCGGAGGUUGCACGACAUGAUGAUUAUAUUCCCGAGCUCCCACGACCAAGCAGUGCCAGUGACAUUUCCAGUCGACGAUCAUCCACUGCAGUCAUGAAUCCGACCAACUCGGAGUAUUCGUCUGCUUUCAGUAACUCUGUUCUCGAGAAGAACGAGAGUGACGGCAACGAGUCCAUCAUAAGUUAUGGCAACUCUUCCGUCUCAAGUUAUGGCAACUUUUCCGUCUCAAGUUAUGGCUAUACUGGAUCCUACGACACUUCAUCCAUCCUACUGAGCAAAGUCAAUUUUAGCGAGAUUUUUGCGCCGGGUUCGUGUGUCUCGGACGACAGUACAAUUGCCAAGUCUCAAGCAGACUUUAUCAAGCUCUAG
Peronospora belbahrii is the source of this 1731-nucleotide messenger RNA. NCBI's taxonomy places the organism in Eukaryota, Oomycota, Peronosporomycetes, Peronosporales, Peronosporaceae. The record is from the annotation of a GenBank genome assembly.